AUGGUGGAAGUCCUGAGCCUCAGUGCUCUUCCUGCGCGCCCACCUACUCCCCCGCGAUCAUCCUCCUUUGAUUCAACAGUGUCCAAGUCCGAGAUCCAGCAGCCGUCCAGCCAUCAAGUUCCCCUCUCCACGCCAGACGCCGGGUCUUCGCCAUUGAACUUGUCAUCCUUUCUCCAAUCCAGCGGCCUGCCAAAGAGAGUCAAUUUCUCCCCUAUGACCAGCUAUAUUAAACCUCCGUCCUUUGCAAGCUCUAACAGCCAGAAGUCGAGAACACCACUCCGAGCUCUGCCGCCUUCAAACCAAUGCAAGCCGUCUAAAUCGAUUCUCAAAUCUUGUUGCUCGUCGCCUGCCUCAAAUUCAUCCGACGCGCAGGCAGUUAACCCAUCUGGCAACCUGCCUAGCAUGUUAGAAUCCAUCUCCAAGCAGCUCGCGGGCGACUCGCGCACCUCUAGGGCCGACGGAUACCAGCACCUGCUGGGUGCUUUGACUGCAUACUGCAACAUUCCAGAAGAGAGAGCAUUGGCAGAUAAGGUUGAGACAUUCUCACAGUACAUCCGAAGAGAUAUCUGCGAAGUAUCGGGGACCUACCAACCACUCGAUAUCAAAAUCGUACACCAGGCGUUGAAGUUGUUCGCCAUGUUCAUCUAUGAGCCGAAUUUCUCUUCUCGACUCUCAGACGAGCUAAAGGUUUUCAUGGUUGAUCACGCAAUCUCCUCUCUUCAAAAUCCGAAUGUACCAAAAAAUGUUGCAAUUGAGUAUAUGCGUAUAUUAUCCGUGCAAAAAUUGUCGCCAAAAAUUAUGACGAGCAAUCGAGUAGCACUUAUUCUGGCUGUGGUUAAAGACGUUACAGACCGGGUAGAAGGCAAAGCGGUGAUUGCACAGCGUCUAGCCAUUUAUGUAAAUCUUCUAUUCCUAUCGCAGCAAACCAUGGCGUCCCACGCUGGCUUGUGGAUGGAUCACCUUAUAACGGCCCUGCUUCAUAAUUUCAAAGAGGUACGAACAAGGGCGAUCAGACUUGGUAAGUUGGUUUCAAUGGCACUUGGUCCAAACGCCACCGUCUCCAAUGCAUUACGGGAAGUACUUGAUGUUCCGCUAGAAAAUGGCUCUCCUUUUGUCUUGGAACUUUGUGGGCGAUUAUCGGGCAUGAUACCAAAUCCCGAAAGUGGUUCACAAGUGCCGCAAAUUUGGAGUAUCAUCAUCCUCUUGCUUCGAACCAGGCGAUGGCCCAUUGACAAUUGGACCCAUUUGAAGGACUGGCUUCUAGUUAUUCAAAAGUGCUUCAACUGCAGUGACCUAACGACAAAAUCCCAAGCUCUCAUCGCUUGGGAUUUUACAGAUAUCACUAAAAUAUUAUUCCGACCAAUCCUUUCGCAACUUGAGAGGAAGAAAUCUGACAAGCAGGGUAUCCUACUCAACCAAGCGUUUACGAGUUACCACAAACUUCUCUAUUACGCCUUUCGGCCUUCGGCCUCUCAUCGUCGUCUGGCCUUCUUCUGGACAUUAUACAUUGGAACUCCACUCUCAGGAAACCUGAAUUCCGACCCAACUAACAAUGAGCGCUUGUGUCGGAUACUGUCUUUUCUUCUCUGGAAUCAGCGGCCAAGGGUUUGGGAAGAAGACAGGAUCGAAAUUAACAAGGGAACCGCCCUUGAACCGGAGGAUCUCCCAAGGCUGGACUGUAAAUGGAUUCGAUCUCGGUUAUCAAUUAUUCUCCCUGUAUUCACAUCGCUAUUCAAGACCUCAGCCUGGAAUGAUGAUGAUUUGGCUAAGUCAGGGAUUGGACUCGCGUGGACAAAUCUUUCAAAAGCUCUAGGCGAUGCUUCCAUCCAGGAGAUUACCCCUUCAUCAGAAUCUAUGCAGGCGAUUGCCAGUAUCUUAGGGACUUUGCAACGCGUUUGGAGGACAGCUCCGCUCUCAUUAAAUGUGAACGGCGAAGAACGGAGUGACACAUUUUAUAAUCGUUUCAAAUUCCUUUUGACUACAAUUGUCUCGUUCACUGGGCCAAUUCUAUUUACGGACAAGUUACUCUCACAAGUAUCUCAGGACAGGUUUCAAACCGCCACCACUCCUACACACCAACGACGAUCGGCGAACGACAAUGUCAAAUCUCCUAUACUUCACUUACUUCAGUUAAUUACAUUUUCGCCGUUGUCCUCAUCGACAACCAGCCCCGAAUAUUUUCAACUACUUCAUGGCAUAAUCGAGAUGAGUGCGCAAGGAAAAUCAUCGAGGAAUGCCAAGCUGCGAACUCUUCGUCAAUUUGCAGACAUAUUCUUAGAACAAUCGGGAAAUGUUUCUUCCAAUCUGGAAUGUUUGUCCAACUGCCACUAUGUAUGGUACAACAUAGCCAAGCUGGCUAAUGAAUGCCUUGCGACCUUCCCACUGGAAACUGAGGUUAAAAAACAUGACGAUUCAGCGUCUAAUGACUACGACAACGUAAUAGCUAUCCUUGUUGCGGGGUCUGCUUUUGAGCCAGUAUUUUUAGAGUGGUCCUUGCUCCUUGAUUCACUCGGUUCUAUUGUUCGAGCCGAGAAGGGUGAAGCUACUUUAGCUACUACCCUUGAGACGCUAGCAGAAGCCAUCAGCUCCCAACCACUAUCAGCAAUCGCUGGCCAUUGUGCAGCUCUACUAGACUUAAUCAAACUCCAGGAGCAUCCUCCAUCCUCGCUGCAUCCGUCACUUAACAAAUCACCAUUCGCGCAUCGUCAAAGCCAACCUCAUCUUUUCAACAACCUAAUUGAACUAGCCAACAGGGUGCUGAAAGCAAUAUACGUUAAGUUAGCGGACAUUGAUCAUCGUCGCAUUGUUAGAUUCCUAGACUCCACGACUAAGCUUAUUGAUCGAUGUCCAUCGUCGUUCGGUCCAGCUUUACUCAGCGGGUUACAGGAGUCUUUAGGCAUAUGGCUAAUUGACCGUGAUGGUUUGCUCACUAGCAGACCAGAUGUGGACAGUACCAUUAGUAUCUCAGCGCGACAAUUGACGUUAUCGACCGCUAAGUUGUUUCAAAAAUCAGCCGAGUCGGGAGACAGUCUAUUACAGAAGUUAUCAACGCUGAUCACAUCUGGGUUGGAAUCACGACAUAAAUUUACUCUGAACCACUUCAUCAAAUUAUGGAAUAAUUCGUUUGGUUCCAAAGAGACGCCGGUAUAUCCUGAAAAUGUGGAAAGAGCUCUGAGAAGGCUGAAGCCAUUCGUGCAUCUCGUGCUGCCAAACUUUCCGCCAGCGGGAGACUCCACGAUUGAUGUUCCUUCUCCCGAAUUCCUUAGCUCUCAAGAAGAACUAGCUCGGUCCGAAAUUCCCAUUAAUCCCCUUGAACACACAAACAAGAUUUGCAUGGCUUUUUCUCCGAAUGCUGCACAACGCACCCCGCCCCCCAGGCCAAAUAAUGGCUACCGUCGGAACAGGAGGACUCCAUCAACGACCAAGAUCACAACACCCAAGCCUCGGCUUCCACAUGAUGAUUCACACAUUCAAUUUGUCCCUGGCGAUUCCUCUCCAAGAAUCAAUCCUGCUAGUGAUACGCAGGUGCUCACUGACCGUCAAAGGGAGGUAAGGGAUAGGCAGCGAGGCGAGACCGCGGAGUUAUAUCCAGGUCUUCGUUCCUCCGAUUCGCAGCUUGGCCGGGAGACAAGCCACCCACUGCGCGCGACGAAGCUUGGAGAUCUUGAGAUCGAAAAGAGUACUCCGCCGAGUCUCAUACCUCAACUUGCCACCGCGGACAGCAAGGAGGAGUUCCUUGGUUCUUCACCAACUCCAACUGCCAAGACCUCAGUUGUGCAGUCAGAUCAAAUGAUCGGAUCGCCCUUACCAUCUGAGUUGGGCAUCGCUAGUCUACAUUCAGAGGACCCACCCUCAUCCCCUCCUCAAAUACAGACCCCUGAAAUCCGGAACGUAGAAGCGUCCGAGACCAGACGAAUUUGCGAUAUCAAAGAUCAGGAUGUUAUUAUGAAUGGUGAUCUGUCUUCCCCUCCAAGGAGCUCGCCGACACCAACCAGUGGUAACACCAGUCGUCGCCGAAGUCUUUUAAGCUCCAGGAAAAAGUCUGAACGGAGGGUGACAAGAUCCAACAGAGCCAAUAACUCAGAGCCUAUAGAAACCAAGUCAAAAUCACAUUAUCCAUCAUACCCCCAAACCGAAAAUGCCAGUCCAGUGCCAUUAGAGGCAGGUGGUGAUGAGAGACCUCCUACCUCGAAACGAAACAAUCGCAUCGCAAUGAUUGGAGCCGAUAGGAUUGAUAUUAUUCCAGACUCUUUCAGCGAUGAUCUUGAAAAGCAGAUAGCAUCUCAGCUUGAACAAGACCUUGAGUUGUCAAUGGAUAUGGAAGUCUCAAGUAGAAGAACGGAAGAACCAAACGCUUCAUUUGUGACGCGAUCGAUGAAACGAAAAAGGGAGGACAUGCCUUCGGGCCUGUGUGAUCGCAUUAAACGAGUCUCUCCAAAUAAGCGAAGCGAUGCUGUAGAUGAUAGGGCGAUUGAUUCGGAGAAUAUCUCUUCUCAGCAGGAAAAUACCACUUCUACAAGUGAAGUUUCACAGUUGAAACGAUCGAGUCGAUCAUCACGGAGAAAGGCGAAUUCAAUGCUUUAUACUGCGGAGGCUUUCAAUUCCUCGUCCGAUAUUGGCCAAUCUCCAAGUCCACGCAAGUCCAAGAAACGAAGAUCCGUUCGCUUGAGCUGUCAACUAGCAUUACCAGAAGACUCCAUAGAACAAACCGACCGACUAACGACACCGCAAAUUUCGCCUGAUUCGAAAAGAGCAGAAGAUACAGCAGCCGAUAUAGCCAUGAGCGAUCAGCCCGAGCAUUCCACUUCCAGAGAAGCGGGUCUUGCCAGUUCAGCGGAACUAGAAACCCGAUCAGACAGGGUGGAAAGUUCAGGGGUUGGUAUACUUGCGUCUCUACGUUCAGUGUUGGGAUCGCUCAGGACGGUAACAUUUGGUAGACCUGUACUCCGUGAGAUUGAGGAUGUGAUGUUUGAUAUCAAAGUGGAAGCACACGAUGCUGCAAGACGACAUGGUGGAAGUUUGUGA
Blastomyces gilchristii SLH14081 is the source of this 5025-nucleotide messenger RNA. Its product is annotated as telomere length regulator protein. The coding region runs from base 1 to 5025 and encodes 1674 amino acids. Gene Ontology annotation, biological process: telomere maintenance. The record is from RefSeq and is a predicted model, not a curated record. The transcript has 4 exons. Lineage: Eukaryota; Fungi; Ascomycota; Eurotiomycetes; Onygenales; Ajellomycetaceae. Gene Ontology annotation, cellular component: nucleus.